AUGCUCUGUGAUCCAUUACAAAAAUCUACGCUCAAUUGCCCUGACAAGUAUUGCUCAGCUACAAACAUGACGUUUGCAGUUUGUGAAUACAACAUUGCCAAAGAUGCCAAUAACCAAACUGCCUUCACCUACACUGGGUGUGCUGAUACCAGUAAUUUAUCCUGCGAUGCAUUCAAGGCCUGCUCCCUUUUCAACAUUUAUGUUAUGCAACAUGGCAUUAAUCAGACAAGCGCUGCUGCAAAUGGAACCAAAUACGUAUCUAGAUGUACGGGAAGUAUCACUACUACUACUACUACUAGCGGCAAUACAACGACAUCAAAUGGCAAUGGUAUUUCCACUGCAAGCAUUGGCAACAUGCAUCAAGCACUGUGUACCUCUAUUCUAUUGUUCAUCUGCUUUUUGACAAUCUCUAUGUCUAAGAGACUACUCUGA
Molecule: messenger RNA, 432 nt
Organism: Mucor velutinosus
Lineage: Eukaryota; Fungi; Mucoromycota; Mucoromycetes; Mucorales; Mucoraceae
Gene: PRP21
Product: SF3a splicing factor complex subunit
Exons: 1
Coding region: 1-432 (143 amino acids)
Source: RefSeq, a predicted model, not a curated record